Aspergillus tanneri is the source of this 468-nucleotide messenger RNA. RefSeq lists its product as uncharacterized. NCBI's taxonomy places the organism in Eukaryota, Fungi, Ascomycota, Eurotiomycetes, Eurotiales, Aspergillaceae. The transcript has a single exon. The coding region runs from base 1 to 468 and encodes 155 amino acids. The record is from RefSeq and is a predicted model, not a curated record.
AUGGGUUCCCAUUAUAUUUAUAUUCGAUUUCCCGACCAGACCACCAACGAGCUAGCCACUGCCAUGGACAUGGAGGACAUCCAGCACGCUGUCCAGGAGCUGGAGAACACGUGGAAAGAGGCGCAGUCCAUGCAGAGUAUAAUUCAGGCAUCUAAUAUUACCAACACCAACCCAUGGCUGCGCAUGACCAGGUGGUCCGAGUAUUUGGAAGGAAUCGCACCAAAGGAUCUGACCGACAGCGUGGCGCCGCCCGAGGAAGAGCCCAUGGAUCCUGUGGAGCAGGGCGUGCGCCAUAUUUGGGCCGCCAUGGAGCAGGUCGUGCGCAAGAGCCAGCGCGUGGUCCAGCAUAGCGGCCAGGCAAUCUGCAUUAAAGCCAUCCAAUCCGAAAAGGGUCAAACGCCAUAUCGACCGUUGCAGGUGUAUAUGGAUCCCGAGAGCGUGGUUAAGCAUAUACAGCCAUGGCAGUAA